AUGGCUGUGGAAGGAGGAGCCAAAUGCAUCAAAAUCCUCUUGUUUGUAUUCAACUUCAUAUUCUUUGUAAGUUCUCUUUCAUUUCCUCUGUAAACUAGCAUUACACUACCUACAUUGUAAUCUAUGGGAUUCUAUGAAUGUGAUCUAGCAAAUAACUUAAUCAGAUUCAGUAGACUUACUCUCAUCAACAAAGAUGAGCACCGGGGGAGGUGCCGGAAAAUGUGUUGCAGCCGAGAACCAAAGCCAAGAGCAAGGCGUAACCAUGACAACCCUGUGAGUGGCAGCCAUCGGACACUGUCACACUGCUAACCAGUGGAACCUAGAAUACUUUCCCUAUACUAACCAAAGGGAGGGCAGGGAAGGGAGCAAAACAGACCAACAAGCACAAAGCAAUGUGAACUUAUUGGGCUGACCUCAGCCAAAAAGCCCAAACGCCCUUGCGAAGCUAUGAAGGGCCCGCGAAAAUCACAAGUGAGAGACUGCUGGCCAGCAUUGUCUCGAGUUUAACAUAGCCUUAACUUCAUUAAGCCACAUUAAUAGAAAGUAUGUUACUUGUUUCAUAGCUGGGUGGUGUUGGGUUACUUGGAGUGGGGAUCUAUGUCCAUCUGAACAUUGGCGACUAUGUAGAACUAUCCUCUGUGAAGUAUGUGACAGGAUCCAUCAUCAUCAUGGUAGUUGGUGCAAUCAUUGCUGUUAUUUCGUUCUUUGGCUGCUGUGGAGCUAUCAGGGAAAACAGAUGCCUCCUUGGAACAGUAUGUAGAGUGUAACUUUCUGCCUGCUUGAUACAUACAGUAUUUUUUUUGGAUUAAGAAGGAAUCAAAAUAUUUGUGAUUAAGUUUAGUGUUACCCAAGACAGUGGAUAUAUUGAAGGUAAAGUUUCCUUUCUUUGGUUGCACCAGAAAUCAACCUAUAAGAACAGAACGAUUACGCUGUAGCUUGUAGCUGCAAGGUAACCUAGACUGAAUGCUGGUUUCACCUGCAAAUGGAUAAGCUACCCCUUGCAGUUAGUUUGCUAUAUCUAGUUUAUGCUACAAGCCUCUAUUUCAAAGCAAGGCUAAGUGCAAGGCUAUUGAUAUGAAAAACAUGACUCUUUAUUCUUAUGCAAAUAAAACUCAUUUUCACCAGAAAGGUUUUGUACAAAGCCUUGUUGUUGUAAGUGAAAUUUUUAUGGAACUUGGAAAUGGCCUACUCACAAGCUAAGUACUUUUGUUUAAAAAAAAGUCCCUCAAAGAUUUUGGGUCAACAAACAGAAAAUCACGUACUACUAUUAUUCAUUCACAAUUUUUCUCUGUUUCUGAUUGGCUAAAAUCCCACACAUAAUUCAUCAUAACCAGCUAUUGUUGGCCAAAUUUGAAAGUUUUUUGUGAUAUGUGAAAAAUGAUGUCAAAAGUGCAGCAAAAUUGCCAGAUUAUUGAACCGUUAACCAAGACAACCUGGGGAUGAGUUUGAGUUGUUUUGGUAGUGAUUACAAAAUGGCAGAACAUUUCACUCAAUUCACGAGGAAGAAAUAGGCAAACUAUUGGCUAAAAACAUAGCAAAAACAGCAAGGAGGCAACUCAAUGGACAACAUCUGCUAUUUGGAGAAUAAUAUUGCAGACCUGAACAACCCUUUAUCUACUAAACUUGUCAAUGGAGGUAGGCAUGUUUUAGGUUGUUUUUAAACUAGGAAUUAUUUUGAAUAAAUAAUAAAACAAUAUUAUUGAAUGCGGCUUUCAUUUCAUCUGAAGAAUUAUGGAGAUCUCAAAGGGUGUUACGAGCUUGGCGGAUAACAUUCUCCAAGAUCUUCAUACAUGUGUAAUUCUUCAGAUGAUAUAAAAGCCGAAUUCAAUGAUUUUUAAUAAUUAAAAGUCAUUGAAUUCGGCUUUUGAUCAGUGAAAUAUUUGUUACUAUUAUUGAUUAAAUUUUAUAAAUAUUGACGUAUUGAGUGAUAGAAAUUCUCAGUUUCCCAAGCAGAAUAAACUUCAGUCUUUAUAUCUGGAGCUUAAAUGUGUGUGUUUUUUUUCCCUCUCUCUGCAGUUCUUUGCACUGAUGUUGCUGGUGUUUGGUUUGGAAGUGGCAGGAACAGUUCUGGGUUAUGUAUAUCGUGAUCAGGUAAGAAGAAAAAUCUUGCACCAACUUGUUUUGUAUGUGUCCUAAAAAAUUAAAGUGCUGUGCAGCUUUUGAAAAACUAGAGCCUGGUGAAUAAAAUGAGUAAUCAGGGUUGUCAAAAGUAGCCGGCUGCCGGCGAAAAUCGUCCCCUACUUGGUUAGUAUCGGCUGGCUACUCUGCUUGACUUUUUUCGCAGAUGGCGUUUUUAAAUUAAAAUAUCCCUGGACUGGCUGCUAACUUUGACAACUCAGCCGUCUACUUCAAAACAUUCUGACAACCCUGGGUAAUCAAUAUUCUGGUACAACAGUGUAGUAAUCCUGGAGGUUUCUUUUUGUUUCAGCAUUUAUAGACUAGAAAUCUCUUUCACUCAGGCCCAGGUUAACCAAGAGUUGGAUACAGCACUAUCCAUGAAAGUUUAAUAAAAUUAUUAUCCAGUUGCAAAGUACAUGUAUUAUGCAAACCAGUACUUUUCAAGAAGGGAAGAUUAGCACGGUUGGUUGGUGCACAGCCUUCUGUGUGGUAGGUCCCAAGUUUGAUUCCUAGGUGUGACCACAAAUCCUUGUUUCGACUUCUUUCUUUUCCGUGUAGCUUUAAGUAGCUUUAAAUACCCUUAAAAAGAACACUGAUGGAGGGGGGGGGGGGGAGGGGCACCACCAACACCCCAGGUUUUUUUGGGAGGAGGACUUUUUGAAAAUAAUCAUAUAAAAAAAAGACUUUUUUCCUUUUAUCUUUUUUUUUUUGCGCAUUUUUCUUCAGAGAAGAGUUUUAAAAUUUCUCGUGUCUUUGUUUAAAAAAAGGGGGGGGGGGGGGGGGGGGGGGGGGGGGAAGGAGCACACCAUCAACCUCAGGUUUGUUAGUCAGAUGACUAUUUUGAAGCUAUCAACUUAAAAUAAGGACUCUCUACCUUUUACCUUUUGUCAUUGUCGCAUUAUCUUCAAGGUAGAGAUUUACACAUAUCCAGUGGAUAGUUCUUGGUAAACCGUACAUUAUUUGAACAAUUGGGCCAAGUGUGUAGCACCAGCUUUACACACCUGCUAGCGUCGUCUGUUUCAUCAUAGAAAUUCAAUUCAUCAUCAUGUGGUCUAUUUCAUCUUCAUUUUCUUACAUUCACUGAUCAAGUUGAGAUUUAAAAUGUAAAUAAUUAUGAUUAUAGUAGAUUAGUAUUUAUACUACAGUAGAACCUCGAUAACUCGAAUUCCCUGCUAACUCAAACUAAAUUUCCCUUCCCUUGAUUACAGUUUCACGGAAAUUUACCCCUUUAACUUGAAUUCUCUGCUAACUUGAACUGUUCUUCGUUUCCCUUCAGAGUUAUAGUUAUGGUGGUUCUACUGUAUUUUCAUUUCCCUCACUUUUAUCAUGUUAUUUAUAUAUAUAGUAAUAUUUCAAGCAUGAGACGCAGUGUUUCAUCAACAGUUGAAAUGCCAAGAGACAAACCUCAAGGUGUUUCAUCUGGUGAUGAAACACUGUGUCGAAUGCUUGAUAUUACUUCUCAAACAAAAUUAUUUUAAAAGGAGAAAUUAAGGAUGCAAAAAUGAACAGUUUUUCAUCUGAUUUCCAAACACUCAUUAAAUGUUUAAAUUUCCUUUGUAUUUUCUUUAUGAAUUAUUAAUGUGUUUGAGAAAUAUAUAUAUAAGAGACACUAUUAAAAAAUACUUUUAUACUUUCCUAGCUAUGAUUCUUUUAUGUUCAGUAGCAGAGGUGUUGAACAGCUUUGAUUCCAUUUUCAAUUUACAGGUCAAAACAGAGUUAAAGAAAGAUCUGAACAACACUCUGAAUCAGUACAGACAGGACGGCAAGGAUGGAGUGACCAAAGCUUUUGAUUUGCUGCAGGAAAAAGUACAGUAUUAUUGCAUUGUUGUUUGAUUUUGUAUUAAAGUUAACUCUUGCAGAAAGUAGAACAGAAUAAUAUUCUAGUAUAAUAGAUUUAGGACUGCAUUAAAUAUUCCCAUCAUUAUGUAUAUUGUAUUUGAAUAAAGUGAUAUUAUACUUGGUGCAAAGUUGCACUGUUUCCUUUCAUUGUUCAUGAAGCCAGUAUUAAAGGCGCUGUGUCACGGAAGAUCAUUUUGUUUAAUUUUGCCAAUUACUCACCCUCAAUUGCUAUGGAACUUAAAGUAAGCAAAGAAAUUACAUGUAAAUGACAAAAUCAGAGAUCCGAGACAAACAAAUUUGUCUACUGAGCAUUGUUUUUGAAGUUGCAAGCAGCAGGGUUCAACUUUGAAAAACUGUUAGGCUGAACAAUUUUAUACCUGCCAACUUUUUUGCAUUUAUAGGCCUGACAUAUUUUAUCUUAAGAGUGCCAAGAUUUUUCGUAGGGUCCAAUAAUAUCAGAAGUUGUCCGAAGACUUCCGGAGACGUUACGAAGAGUUCCUUCUAAUACGAGCACGGGAACACAAAAGAACAUUGACUUCCCUACUAAAAAAAGAGAAUUUGCAGAAAGUUGAUCAUCCACAUAGAAGGAGACUGUUCUUUUCUCUCUUUGGUUCUGGUUUCUUUGAAUAACUAAUAUAUUUUUCAAAAUGUGUCAGUUUGCUGUAAAUGGCUCAAACUUUUUCACCAGGUGUGACAAAUCGUAACACAGGCGUGAGUAGGCGUGAGUUCCAAGUUUUCAAUCCGCAGGCGUGACAAUCACGCCUUAGGCGUGACACUUGGCAGGUAUACAGUUUUCAAAAACCCUAAUUUCAAUCCGUUCAAUCUUCUUCAGUUUUGCCCAUCCGUGGCAUCUGUUGUUUCUGUUAUGUUAUUUUAACCUUCCUUGCGGGCAUUUUGUAAUUUCCUAAUUUGGCUGAAUUUCGUGACACAGCUCGUUUAACCCCAAUGCUUAGUUUACUGUGCUGUUAGUCUUAUACAGUCAAACCCUGCUUUACAUACACCCACUUAAUGUGGACACCUCAUCAUUACGGACAGUUUGCUUUGUCACUGGGGGCAGAAAGUGGCUUAAAUAUAUUUUUGCUAAAUGCAGGCCACUUAAUACUGACACCCUAUUAAUACGGACAAUUUCUAUGGUCCCCACAGUGCUAGCCUGUGUACAGACGUCCCCACUCCCUCAGGAAAAAUCGGGAGAGGAGACGUCUGUGAAUCGCCGUUCAAUGAAUCGUGUUCCGGUAUACAUUUGCAUAAAUUAUUUUUUUGUUCUUUCGCUGACAGUUGAAAAGGCACCGGCAGGUCGAAAAAUAGCUCUGGCGUCUGUGCACAGGCUAGCCGAACAUCUUCACGCAAUGUCCACCCAAAAAUCCAGAUAUAAGAUCUCUGAUUACAGUCAAGCCAGGUCAAGCGUACCUUCAGAGAUCAUUAAUGUAUUUAUUAUUCGAAAUUAAGUUGAACCGUUGGUACAGUUGUCGAUUUCAGAUUCACCUCUGUGUGCAUUUUUGCAUGCAUAAUGAGCCGUGAAUUCACACGCGAUUUAGUUACGAAAUUUCUACCAGCCCAGUUUCCCUGAAUUUGAGGUAAAUGUCUUCUAAGACCAUUUAAUCCAUUCAAAGAUUUUCAAUCUGACCAAAUGCAGAGAAGUUCUCUUAAAAUAUUCACUGCAUACAGGAAUGCCAAUUUAAAUUUGACACCAGUUACGGGAACGACUAACGGAUUCAUUUUUCAAAUAAUCAAUUCAUUAAUAGAAUCUUUUUGGGGUAGGCUUGACCUGCCUUGGCUGUUAACGUUGGAUUUUGUAUGUCUUCUCUUUUAUUUACAAUACCGACCGGUACAGACAGACGCAUCUGCAACCGGUGCAGCAAACAUCGGUGGUCUUAACUUCUCAAGCCUUUUCGAGAGAGCCGAAAUACAAAUACCGGUAAACAAAUAUGAAUGUCCACAAAGGCUGAGCUUUUCCCUGGGGAAUCUAUUCUGAGGUUCAUUCACCAAUCACAACACCGGAAAUUAUUUGCGUCAUGGCAUUAACAUUACAACCAAUCAGAGGCUGUCCCCAACAUUCCGGGGAAACAGGAACACGAUUAUCGUCGGCGAUUCACAGACGUCUUCUCUCCCGAUUUUUCCUGAGGGAGUGGGGAUGUCUGUACACAGGCUACACAGUGCCAGUAUUAAUGGGGUUGACUGUAUUUGCUUUGAGAAUGGUAUAUCCUUUAGUCUUGAGUAUGAGAACUGGAAAGUGGAGUUUAGAAAUUAUUUCGUUUUUGUCCAACCAUGAAAGAGUUAACAACACUCAGAGCUGUUAAUAAGGGCCGGUAGCCAGCCGAAACUGCUGGCUAGUUAGCCAUCCUUAGCCGGCUUCUUCCAUCUCUUUCUACCACAACUGCUGACAAAAAAUAGGCACCGCCCAUCAAAAUAAAGCAUAUGUUUCCCAGUUUUGAAUGACAUUGAACCCUUAUUUAAACAGGUUUAUAUCUGUUAAACAUUCGAACCAUGCGAUGUCGUGGAACGCUUGGGACAUUUUGGUGACAUUGUUCCCAGUCUUGCGUGUAUUCUGACAAAACAACAUGGCGUCUGCGGUGAAAAAUACCUCUUCAAAACCCCUGGAAACGCCAUUUCGGAGACUCUAAACUUCAAAAUAUCCCUAGAUGCCUCUGCCCUCAAGAACUUGUGCCUUUGGUGCAAGUUCCAAAGCCGCCUACUAUUCAUUAUUGGCCAGCUACUUAAAAACUUUUUGACAGCCCUGAACACUGGUGUUUAUAAGGUAUCUGUGCAUAAAUUCCCAGGCUAUGUCCAGUCACCAGGAUUUGGCAAUAUUUUUUGUCAAAAGUGUGUUUGUAGUCAGGAACUUAUGUUUAAUACCAAUUAUUGGUAUACACCUUUGACACCAGCACCCUGUGCCUGUCUUAGAGAGAUAUCUGUCUUAAAGAGAGUCAACUAAAGGGAGUAACGAAGGGCGGGGACCAACUCUAGGUGUCCCUUUUAGCAAGGUGUCCGUCUUGUAGUGGUGACCUUAAGUGAGAUUUGGCUCUAAAUACACUUGAUUUGGCUCAAACUUUUCAUAUGAUUCUGUUAUAAUUAUACUGUGUACAAAAUGGAAGUUCUUUUCAAUGGAAAGGUUAAUAUUAUAUUUUGAUUUUCUGCAACAGGAGAAAUGUUGUGGAGUUAAUGGCUAUAGAGACUGGCAAAAAACUCCCUUCACCAAUGGAAGCCAUAGCAUUGUUCCUGACAGUUGCUGUAAGGAAGUGAAACCAGGAUGUGGAGACAUAUCAUCUUCAAUAGAUGACAUUUACACUGACGUAAGCCUUAAGAGCUAGUUGUUCUUGAGAAAGACUUUGCAUGAAAUAGUAAGAUCUUGUUGACUCCUUCAAGAAACUUUUUAAGGACUGAGAAAUCGACAUGGGGUUUUGGGGAGGUUACGUUUUCUUUGGUCUAGGGUUUUUCAGAGGUUUCAUUGGAAGCCCUAGGGAUUUUGGGGAGUUUUGAAUUUUGCCCCCUUCUGAUCAUACGUGUUACUUUAACUGCAGAAUACCCCCUGGGACAUUUAAUCAACUAAGAAACACAUUAAGUCAUAUCACCUGUAUUUCCUUUUUGGGUGUGAUGAAGUUUGUUAAUAAGUUUUAUGCUUAUCUAUAAAUAAACAAAAUAUUACAAUAUUAUGUUGCAACAUUUUGUCUUUUAAUCAUUUUUAGGGUUGCUACCAAAAGACGCUGAAAUUACUGCAAGACAACUUGAUGAUCAUCGGUGGAAUUGGAAUUGCAGUGGCUGUCAUUCAGGUUUGUUUACAAUUUCACCUCAAUGUAGUGCACAAUCAGGGUGUUCAUUAGACAUUGGGGAUCGGAGAAUUUUCUGUUCACUAUGCAGAAUUCUCUGGCAAACAUUCAGUAGCUUACGGCUACUUUCUAUUAGACGUGGAGCCUCUUUCAAAAUAUUCUCCUGUAAUAUUACACCUUUCUCCUGCUACUAGAUUAUCUUAAGAAAUUAUGAAUACCCUGACAAUAAUAAUAUUGUGCAAGAAAUGACUGAUUUCUUUUGUGUUACUUGAAAUAAUUUAACAUAGAAAUUCAAGCCAGGUUUACAAUGAGAAGAUUUGUCGCGAUUCUUGACAAAUCUGGAACAUUUUAGUACCAGAUUCUUAUUUUCAUUCCUUUCAAUAUUGGUUUUGCUUUGCUAUACAGGGUGGAACCUCAAUAUAACAAACCUCUUUACAGCGAAUUAAGUCCUCUGUAUACAAAAGCAAUACUCUACUCUCCUUUAAUAUGUCAUAAUAUUACAUGGAAAAGAGACCCUCAAUGUAUUAGAAACCCUCAUUGUAGCAAGCAUACUUUACCAGUCCCUUUGUUUUUUAUUAUAUCCAGGUUCCAGUAUUCUGUGAUCUGAGAAAUUAAAGGUCUCCUUCUUUGUCAGUUAUACCUACAAUUCUGUCCAAAUGGUUUUGGUACACUUCCCUUCCCUGUCCUCUUCUUAUUGUGGAAUCUUGGUGGUGGGGGCGGGGGCUACUCCUGGGGAUUCUUGGUGGGGCUGUGCCGCUUGGUUUUCCGAAUCCUGACCCUAUUUCUGACCAAAAAAAGGUUAUUCUCCACAACCAUUUCAGCCUGCAAAGAAAGUAGUGUCCAAUAGCCCGGGACUAGUGGAUUUUCCUAUCAGGCUAGUGAAUUUGGUUCUUAACUUGCCAACGGGCAAAUGAAGGUUUUUGAAGAAUUCAAAUUACAUAAGAACUGUGUAGUCAGUCCUUCUCAUCAAAACGUUUUGGGGGCUGGUUGAAGCUACAGCUUGCCUGAAUGGCAAGCUAUAAAAUGACUUUCAUUUCACAGGCAGCCGUUUUCAGAGCUGGCCCCUAAAAUCUGUACCUGUUUUCAAAUCUGGAAUAGGCAGAAAUUUAUGUCAUUAGGUCUAAGAUAAGAACUCCAACAAAAAGAUUUCUCAAAAUCAAAUUCAAAUUGGCAUAUUACUCUUUCUUUCUCAUUCCUUUGGAACUGAAUUGACAAAUACAUAAAAUUAAUACACUUGCUUAGUACCCUCGAAAACCAUACCUGAUUCCAGACCAAAAUGGACAAAGUCAAUACCCAUUUUCAGACUGAAACGACGCAAAAACCAUACCUAUAUGACUUAUAUAAGGGAGUACCCCUCCGGGUAUGGAAUAACUCAAUAACUGCUUUUGAGCAAUGAGUUAACUUUAUUUGUUGAAUUUUUUUUUUCGACAGCUUCUCAGCAUGAUAUUCUCCAUGGUCCUGAUAUGCAAGAUUAAAGAUCAGAGUUCUUUUGCUUGACAACUUAACUGCCCCAACAUGAGCUUACAGUCCCUGUGUCUCUUCAUGGCUAUAUUUGCAUUUGAUGUAAACAUAAUCUUGCAAAAAGUUCUUACAAACAAUUUUUUUAUAGGUAGACAUUAAAUAACACCUAUCAGAAGUGGAACAUUUUAUUGUUGUAUAAAAAGGCAUUUGUAUUGCUCUUUUCAAUAUUAAUUUGCUUGAAGGAGGCAAAAGAACACAAUAAGUGCAUUGUUUUGCACUCUCAUGUGACAGAUUGCAACUGUUUUCAUUGAUACUUGAUUGUUGUCCUGGCAACUUUUAAGGCUAUCCCAUACUCUUUCGUCAACAAUUGCACGUUUGUUGAACACACUGGAGAUGGGUAGCAUGAACUUAGCAAAGACCAGUCCUUAUAUACAAUGUUUUUGUUGGAGUGUAUAAUAUUAAAUGAGAAGCACACUGUGAGAAUUUUGCAAAUUUUGCAUUUAUUAUAUUCCAGCUUGGAUUUCUAUUGUCUUGCAAUUUUAAUUGAAUGUUAAUUGUUUCCUUUUUAGUUUUUUGGAUUACUUCUGCCUUUUUUCCUCUAUGACAACAAUGUUCCCGCCCAAUUGUCUCUCAACGGCAUUUUAUGCAGAAUUUAACCAUAGUCUGUCACUAUUAAGCUAAAACUAUGAAGCCAAAUGGAAAGCCACAAGAUUGUAUUCCUCACGUAUUUCAAAUAUGUGACUUCAGAACAUUCUUGUCUUUAUCAUAUAUCUUGAGAGCGGAGCUUUUGGGAAUAUUUUAAGUGAAGAAAAAUAUAGAAUAAUGAGUGCUUGGCUACAUUUUUAACAUGGAAUUCGUAAUAUUGUUAAGAUAAAUCUAGUUUUGAACAACCGGACUUUCUGAAGGUAUAAUAUACUUGUAUGUUCAAAAAAAUAUUUAUUAGCACUUUUCUGAAUGGCAAAGAUAAAUAAAAAUUGAUGUUUGCACUUUGCAAAGUGUAAAGUACACAUUUACUUUGUAAUGAACAAAACGCAAAUUAUGAAACCUCAUGUGGACUAGUACUGGAAUCAUCAGCUUUCAAGCAGAGACAUCUUACAAAAGAAGUGUGUUGAAUAAGAUGCAAACUUCUUGUAUAAAUGGCACAAAAACACUUUGUAUCUCAAAUAAGACAUUAUUUAACUAAGAUGCAGCUGAUAUGCUCUUAAAAAUGGUUCAGUAUGUCUUUUAUCUUAAGAUGCACCUUGUGUAAGACACACCAUAUUUUUCUCUCAUAACCAGUUAUAGCUAUCGCUAAGUGCAAAAGGGCAAAGAUUUUACAUACAUGCGCAGGCUGUUUAUGUUGUUGAGAAAUGUCAUGAAUUACCAUAAUUUACGAGAAUGCAGGCUGCAGGUAGGUCAUGUCAUGUCAUGUCAUGUGUCCAUCAUUUAUUGUCAUGGAACACACUCAUGCAUUAUGCACAUGUUCACUCAAAAACAAUACAUUCUCUGUUCUGCAUUACGUUAUGAAAGUUACCUUACACUACCUUAUGUUACAUCGCUUCAAGAUUCAUUCUGCCUUGGAACUUUCGCGCGGCUUUAUUAUGCUGCCACUUUGCAGCCUCGUCUUCAAGAGGCUGCUUGUUGGCAAUUAGAUGCACCUAAUGUCUAUCUUCCUG
This is a messenger RNA of Porites evermanni, 10837 nucleotides long. Lineage: Eukaryota; Metazoa; Cnidaria; Anthozoa; Scleractinia; Poritidae. The record is from the annotation of a GenBank genome assembly.